AUGGCGUCGUCCACGGGCCCGCCAGGCGCGUCGAGGCCUCCUCCGGGGUACAUCCCGCCGCCUACCAACCCGCGGCAGCCAAAUCCGGCCGCCCUCGCCAGUUCCCUGCAGAAUCUUCAGAUCGGCCAGUCUCCGGUGCCGUCUGGCCCUAAUCCUGCGUCAUCAGGAGCUUCCAUCCCCUUUGGUGCGCCGGCAUCUCCUUUUCCCGGCCAGGGGCCGAUCUCUCGCGCCGGGCCACCUGCUCGGCCUUCGGGAUCGCCGUCCCCGUUUUCCCAGCCUCAGACACCAUUCGGGGGACCCGUCGUGCCACCCAGGCCUCAGGCUGUGGGUCCAAUUGGAUCAAUGACGAGCAACGGCCCUUCCAUGUUGGGAACGCCUGGGCAGCGGUUCCCUCCCCCGGCGAAUUUGCAGCAGCCGCAGCCGCAGCGGCAACAGCAGCCUCUGGUUGGGCCCCCGAUGGUAUCGACCAGAGGACCUGCGCCUGGGCAUCCUCCAAUGCAGUCAAUUCGACCGUUUCCCGGAAGUCCCCCUCCCGGUGCUCCCUUGGCAUCUCAGACAUUGCAGCCAUUUCAAAAUCAAGUGACUUCGCAGCCGAUCUCCAGUGGCCUGCCCGCAUCGCAGGCGUUCUCUGGUCCACAGCCUGUGCAUUCUAUACCAGGUCCUCAACCGGGGUCAUAUCCCCAAUCCAGCGCUCCGCAGACUUUGCCGCCAUUCCCUGGCAAUCCUGCACCACAGCAGUUCUCAGGUAUGCCAUCCUUUCAAGGAUUCCCCGGUCGGGCCACGUCCCAACCCCCAGCGGGAUUCCCACCUUCCGCGCCGUUUCCUUCUCCUCCUCCAUCAGCAUCCCAGACAUUCUCAGGCCCCCCGCCCCCGCCAUCUUUUACCGGUCCACCCAAAUCUCAGCCAUUCCCAGGUUCGGGGCCAUUCCCAGGUUCUAGGCCGCCAAUCUCUGCUUCGCCCUAUGGGGCAUCAAUGUGGUCAACGCAGCAGCCACAACUGGUGAGUUCAACUCCUACGUGCUGACCAGUUAUUCUGUUACUAUACUUGUCUGAUUCCGGCGUCCAAGGGCGCAUUUUAUAUCCAACCAGGCAUGUUGCUAGAUGUAUCUUUUUUUUAUAAUAUUUUUGGGCUGUGCUCUUUACUGUCACGCGUAUUGUCCGAAAGGUUCCAAAUUUUACAGAGAUUUAGUGACAUCAUUUGCAUACCGCGAAGUUAUAAUUUGAUCUUAAACGUACGUCUGUUCUGGGAAAAAUCUCAUACAUAAAUUAUUGGCUAUAGGGUCCCCCAACGAUGCCCGGUUCGAUGCAGCCGCCGCCUAGAAUGUAUGGGAUGGCACCUAAUGGGGCAAAUCCAGGAAUAGGGCCAAUUCCAAGCGCAAUGGGCCAGUCUCCAAUUUCUGGUGCUCAAGGAUCAUCGCCCUCAAAGAUUGAUCCCAACCAAAUCCCAAGGCCAAUGCCUACUUCCUCAGAGAUCGUCUUUGAAACUCGCCAGGGCAAUCAGGCAAAUCUUCCCCCGGUAAUUCUACUGAAUUUAUUUUCAACUAAAGCAUUAUUGGGAGAAGUUUUGCAUGCUUAAAUUUGGACUUACACUUUUUCUCCAAAAAUUUGAUCACUUGAACAAUGUCUAAAGUUUUUGUAAUUUUUAAAGCCUGCGUCGAGUGAAUAUAUUGUAAAAGAUAAUGGGAACUGCAGUCCUCGUCUUAUGAGAUGCACUAUCAAUCAGGUAUGCUGCUCAUAUCCAUCGCUAUUUUAUGCGCCUCACAAUUUAAACUGCGUUAGAUGACUGGUUUUCAGCGGGAAAUUGCGUUUGUUCUUCAAAUUUUCAUUAUACUUACAUCUAAAUUCUCAUUAUAUUUUAUAUCUAAAUUUUCGUCUUUUUCCUCAGAUUCCAUGCACCGGUGAUAUUAUUUCAACGUCUAGCAUGCCCCUGGCUCUGAUGGUCCAACCUUUAGCUCUUCCUCACCCAUCUGAGGAGCCCAUCCAGGUCAAACUUUCAUGUUUCUCUUCAUCUGUCCAUCUUCAUGAAUCUCUUGUUCCAUGCUUUUAGUUAUUUGGAGGGGUUGUAGAUGAAAAGGGUUCAAUAUGAUGACAAGGACAGCGAUACUAAAAAUACCAAAAGCUGGUCAACUUAUCGAUGGCCCGAGUAAAACCCCCAUAUCAUGCAUCCGAACCUUUUUUUUUAAUGUCUUAUCGGUUUAAUAAAUGCUAUCCAGAAACUCUGAGAUAAAAGCUGUUGCAUAACUAUGGCCUAAUAUCUGCGAAGAUGCAUGAAAAAAUGUCUAUGGAGAUUCGACCAAUAUUGGGGGGUUAUAAUGUUUUCAGAUCAGUCGUUUUGGCUGAAAUUUUUUUAUGACUCAACUGACUCCUCUCAACACAAACAAGUCAUGAUUAUCAAUUAGUUUAUCCAAAAGGGACAGUUGCCAUGAACAGUGGUCAUCAUUGAUUCUUUUUUUUUAAUAAUUGCCUGGCAUCUCAUUUACAGACAACAAUCUUUUUGACAUUCUGACAAUUGUUAUAAAGUUCAGUUGGUUUCAUCAAUCUUCUAUUCUACAACGAACCAUUACUUUUCCACAAACGAAUAAAUGGAGGAACAAAGUCAUAUAUUAAUAGUUUCUGUAUAGUUUAUAAUCUUUACUUCUGUAGUGAUAUUUUAUUAUAUAUCUGGGCUGAAAUCCUGAUUUUCUUUCUGUAGGUUGUAGAUUUUGGAGAAAGUGGACCCAUUCGAUGCUCUCGCUGCAAAGGAUAUAUAAAUCCUUUCAUGAAAUUCGUUGAUCAAGGAAAACGUUUCAUUUGCAACUUAUGUGGUGAGUGCCUGGUGAAGAUAUUAGUAAUUAAUUCAUCAUUUUUUGUCUGAUAUUAUCUUUUGGAACUACUGUAUGUUACUUAAAAUACCUUUUUACAAAAUAACAGUUUGUGUUUCUAUGAUACCCAACUGUCAAUUGCCAGAUAUCUUUAUUAGUAACCCUACAUAUUUAACCUUAUAUUGUAGUUAAUCUCACAUGUGUUUUAGGAAUGUUUUCGUUUGUUAGAGCUGUUUGGUUUUUGUUCCUGAAAUAUCUCACUCUUUUGGAAAUUUACUCGGGAAACCAGUAGUGUCAACCGCAUCUAUCAUUGUAUGCUUCUUUUUUUGUUAAUAUUGGUUUAUGUGUAAGAGCCUAGGAAGUUUCUUUGAUUUUUGGUGCACGACGCACACGAAUAUUUUUCAUCUUGAGUACAUGUAGCCAUCUGAUGGUGUAUUUAUUUCCUACGACAUAAAUCCAGUUAUAUGGUGUCAAUAUUUUUAUUAAUACAGUCAGCGGCUGCCCUUUGUAACAUGAUUACUAAACGGCACAGGAACGGAAGUCUAGUCAUCUUGUCACUACAAAAUGUGACAAUGUCCUUGAAAUCUGCUAUAUCGAUUUCUUGAAUUUUGUUGAACAUUUCGGGGCCUUUUUUACUGGAUUCCCUUUCAUCUUUUCACUAUUUAAUGAUCAGGUGACGAUAUAUGAAGUAUGUCAGGCCAUACAUAACUCUAAUGUUCUAUCCCUUUCAUUGUCGUCUAUGCUAUACUCCCUUCUCAUUUUCAGCUUUGUCAGCUAUUUAUUGACAAGCUUUUUGUCUUUGAGUUUUAUGCUCGCCUCUAGCCAUUGUAUUUUUUUGCCUUUGUACUGUAUCUGAUAGCAAGAAGCUUCCCCAGGAAAACCUUCUCUUUGAAUUUCUAGUAAUCGGGUGCUACUUACUAAAGAGUUAUUCUCAGCUGAUCACAAUAUAGUCUACGUUGAGUCCUUGACAUGAAGGUCCUGUUAUUUAUUGUUUAGGCCAUCAGGAGCUAUUGCUUAUUCAUUAUGAAAAUUGUGAUUACUGAUGGUUCUUCUCUAGUUAGGGUCUUACAAAGGGUUUCUGAACUGUCUUGCAUCUCUUUCUGGUAAAUAUGCCUUGAAUUUUUAUCUAUGGAAGGUUUCAAGUUACCUGGGUUUGAUUUUGCAGGAUUUACUGAUGAAACUCCCCGUGACUACUACUGUAAUCUUGGACCAGAUGGGAGGCGGCGUGAUGCUGAUGAACGUCCAGAAUUAUGCAGAGGAACAGUUGAAUUUGUUGCAACCAAGGAAUACAUGGUUAGUCGUACUGAUACUUUUACUUCAAGUGAUGAGUUAUAAUUUACUGGUUUUCUUAUAAAUGGUUUUUGAGUGGGAUUCAGAUGUACCGUUUCAAGUCACUCAAAAGAAAAAACACCCAGAGCUAUUAAUGCAAAGGCCUUAUUGUUCAGUUCGUUAUUUCAGAUGUUUGAUUUGAUGAAGUAGGAUGGGCUUUAUUGGAUUCUUUAUAGGUUUUCUUGUAUUCUUUUAGUUUGCUGAUAAUGAUUUAUUCUCACCUUCAUGAUCUUUUUCCUUCUGGAGAAAUCUCUACUUUUGAGUUUUAUUAGUAAGAUUCGGAACUGAAGAAUACUGCGGGGCAUCUUGCUUACAGAAUCAGGCCGGAUUCAUCAAAAUGUGAUCCGUACGUAUUUUUUAUCAGUUUAUCAUUUGGUGAUUCGAGUUAGGAAACAGAUGACCUUUGAACUGGAGAUUGUUUAUCUCAGGAUCAUUUGGGAUGGUGCUAUAAGAAUAUAAAGAUAAUAAAUUUAAAGCAUCACCUGAAAAAGGAUUUAAAGAUUAGACUGGCAGUCAAACGAAGCUUGACUAAAGAUUAGAGGUUUGGGAAGUGGAUGCCAUCUCAACUAGUGGACAGUUGAUUUCCUUUCUAGAUCUGUACUCUUGACUAUUGUUAUUUAGUGUCAUGUAUGUGUUAGUCUAAAUUGAUUGGACACAUCAAGAGUGGGAGGCAAAAAGGUUUGGGGAGUGAGAGGCUCCAUACUACAAAUUGCAUGGGGAAAAAAUACCUACGAAAGACAUAAAUGAAGUACGUUGCUCAUCAUUUUGUCUUCUGUAUCUUUUGCAUGGAGAGAGGUUGUGAGAACAUAAACUUUUGUGAAGGCUUCAGUUAAUUAUUGAGCUAGUGGCCUAUGGCUGGUUGAUUACCAUAUAACCUGUUAAUAUAAACAUUUUGGGAGGAUUUUGCUGCCGACAAGACCAAAACAAUUACCAUAUAACAAUUGACAAUAAAUUCAGUUGGCCAUAGUUAACCUGUUCAUUUACAUUCUUUAGAGGUAGACUGCUGCUCCUUCGGACCUGUUAUUAGAUAUUGCUUACCAAAGCUUUUAAACAAUUAUUGGAUCAUACCUUUGUGACCUAUCUUUUACGUUGUCCCUCUAUCAAUCCAGAAAGCUUGAAUAUAGUGCAAAAUCUUAUCUAGUCUGUUCACAAUGAAAGCCUACUGUUUAGUGUCCAAAUGCUAAACCUUCGGAUAAAUUAAAUGGAAAGCCUGGAUAUACCUACUGACAUCAGUGUAGAAAACCUUACAGGAGGUAGAUAUACUUGUGCCAGUAUUUGGUUUGGAUCUGAGUCUGAAAUUUUCUUUUUUUCAUAGUUUAGGUGCCUUGAGUGAGUUUGCAUCAAAUGAAUCCGCCUCAGUUCUGUGAUCUGAUUUAAAUUCCCUCGGGGUUGGAAUUAUGAUGAUUUGAACGUACGUCAUCCAGUAUGCUAUGGAUUGCAUCGAAUCAGUGUUCUGAAGUGCAUUACACCAGAAAAGAUACAUAUAUAGGGAGAGCUUAUCCCAGAUUAGUUGAAUAUUGUUGUUCAUAGUUGAUUAGUCCAAUUCAAAUCCAAUAAAUGGUUCUAAAGAGUGGUUGUGCGAUGUUCAGUCUCUGGCAAUGCCAUGGUAUUCCGUGAAAUGGUGUUUUAUAUAAGGAUUUUUUUUGCUCUAACGGUCGCAGGAGUGAUAUCACGGAGUUUUUUCUGUCUACAUAGAUUCUUAAAUCCAACCAGCUAUACCUUUUUGGUGUACUUUACUUUUUUUUCAUCAAACCUUCUCUUAUCUCUCCAAUAUUACAUCCAUAGAGUAGGAAGAAACUAGCCUCACACAGUGCAGAACAUGUUGGUUUUUUCUAUAAAUUUUCUUAAUGCAUUUUUUGUUGUCAUUUUAUUUAUCUUUAUUAUCGUUCAUUAUGUGCAUUCUUAUCCAGGUCCGUGAUCCAAUGCCUCCAGUUUUCUUCUUCCUUAUUGAUGUUUCAAUGAACGCCACUCAGAGUGGUGCUACUGCAGCGGCUUGUAGUGCAAUUGGUCAGGCUAUUGCAGAUCUUCCCGUAAGUUUGUCACUUAGCUCUUUUAUUAUUUAAAUCUGACGAACAGACCUCAUUGAUCCUGUAGUGUGCUCCAUUUCCAGUUAGAAUAAUGAGAAAAAAAGAGUUUGCUAUGCAUGUAGACUGAAAAUCACCCAAGAAGCAAGAAUCUAGAUUAGAAUCUGUCAAUCAGAUUUGAAUUGGAUUCUUGGAAAUAGAGUCGUGUUGCAUUGCAAUGCGAUCCUCUUUGAUGGACAUAACUGCUAAAAUAGUAGUCCACGUUUACAGUGCGAGUGAGUGAGUGAGUGAGUGUGUGUGUGUGUGUGAGAGAGAGAGAUGAGAGGGGUGAUGUUCUGAAGGCUGCAUUUUUUCUUCUACCCCUGGAAACCUUAAUUUUAUUUAAGAUAUCAUCUCUUUUACAUUUAUUCUCUCUGCAGGAAGGUCCUCGUACUAUGGUUGGUUUGGCAACAUUUGAUUCGACUAUUCAUUUCUACAGUUUGAGAAGAGCUUCACAGCAGGUAGGCAUGUUAUGAAGUAUAUUCACUAUGUUUACUUCAUCCUGCUUGGGGACAACUUAAGGCAUUUUGGAACUCUGUUUUAUUUGCGCACAGUCCAUCUAUGUUACCGAUUACAAUUUGUUUAAUUAUGGCGUCAACUAUUUUUUAAAAUAUUUUUUUUAUUUUUAUGCCUUUCUUGUGAAGCCAUUGUCUACCCUCGAGUCCUGCAUGGCUAUAGAAUGCUGAAUAGAUUUUUGCUUAUUUUGUCAGAAGGGACUUGUGAUAAACCUGUCAGGGUACAAGUAUUCCAGAUGGGGAUUUUCUUGGUUAAAUCGUUCUUAAUGAACUCUGAGCACACAUGCAUGAUGACGUCUGGGUGCUUAAUAAAGAAUAAAGUAUUGGUUAGCUUAGUUGAAAGUAUGGUUUUGUUAUUGAUUAGAAAAAUCGAUGUAUAAACAUGUUUUAAUCUGUCAGCACCUUGUGGUAUCACUUAGUUUGAUACAGGAAAAUCACAUUUGUUUUUUGAAAAAUAUGGGACUGCAUUCAAUGUGUCAUCUUUAGUAAGAAAAAUUUAAUUAUCAUGUUCGGCUUAUUUUUUGAUUUUUUUUUUCCUAGGAUGCUGAUGACUAUAUGAAAUCUGUAAAUAUUUUUUUUCUGAUGCUGCUUGUUCUCGUUUGCAGCCUCUGAUGCUGAUUGUUCCUGAUGUACAAGAUGUUUAUACCCCUCUUCAUUCUGAUGUCAUCGUUCAGCUUACCGAGGUUUGGGUGCCAUAUUGUGUCCCUGAAAAGUGACCUUAAUAAAUGCUGCUAGAUUAUUGUCCGUUGUUUUCUUGGAAAUAAUCAAAAUAAUUUGUCUGGGGAUGCAGUGCCGCCAACAUUUGGGACAAUUGCUGGAGAGCAUUCCUUCCAUGUUUGAGAAUAACAGAAUUUCCGAGUCUGCAUUUGGUGCCGCUACGAAGGUACUUCUUUGGUUGACAAUCUUAUAGUUUGCUACUAAGCCUUCUUAUUUAUGCCUCUUGUUCUGGUGAAUGGCAAUAGCGUGACAAUCUUAGCGUGUUUCAACCAAAACAUCAAUGAUAGAUUUACUAAUUCCUUUGUUGAGUGCUUUUGUAAAUCUUAUGUCCUUUCACUUAAUCUUUCGUGUAAUUAUGUAUUUCAGGCUGCUUUUUUGGCGAUGAAGCCCACUGGUGGGAAGUUGCUUGUAUUUCAGUCAGGCAAGCCAUUUUUAAGUUUUUCCAAGCCGUAGCUGUACGCAGCAUAGCCUGCAUCUCAAUUGCAACUCCUAUGAUCGACCAAUCUUAGUCAGCACUUGUAGUACAAACAAAACACGUUUCCAUGAUUACAUUUUCUCAAGAGCUGAUAGUUUUGGUAUUCUUCAGAAUGAAUACGAUCUAUCUCAUGUUUGAAAAUAGCUUGAAGUGGAACAUAUUUAAGAAAUGGGAAUGAUAUUGAAACUUAAAUGAAAAUAACUGCCUUCUGUCUGUAACCAAUGCUAUAUUCAUGAACAGGUCCAUCUGUAACCAAUCUUUGGUGUUGAAUUUAUAUCAAUGGAAUAUGUAAUUUGAUUCCUUGUUCUAUUCGCUAGGAUAACGUAGUCUUGCAAUUGUUAGUACCCUAUUUAGAUAUGGACUUGAUAGAAACUAUGACGCAUACGUGUUAUGACUAUCUGGGAUUUAUUCUGGUUUUUAUUCACCUUUUCAAGUUCCAUUCAGAAAUCCUGUUCUUAGCAUAAUCUUCAUUGAGUGCCACAAAACCAGUCAAUAUGCUCUGUUUCAUUACAUUAUUUUAUUUGUGAAUCUGAUUCAAUGACAUUUCACAUCAAUGAUUUUCAAUCACGGGAUGCCUCGAUUUCUUGGUUAAAAUGUUGUGGUUCAUAUCUAUUCGGUAAUCAGAAAUGCCAUUAAAAUGUGUGGGUAUAUUGUAAAAUUAAUUGUGGUUGGAAUUACAUUGUUUAUCAUUUUAACUUCCAUAUUUGUAAUGACUCCAAUAUUACCAUUAUAUCUCAAUGUUUAAAUGAGAGUGCUCAGAUGGAUGUGUGCGAAGACAACAAGAGAUUGUUAUCGGAUUUCUCUGUUAGAGAGAUAUUAGGGGAGCCAAAAUUACAAGAACAAGUUGUUGUCAUCAUCAUAUUAUGAGGGUAAUAAAAGGAAUGAUUGAAUCCCUCAUUUCAAAUCGUUGGAACUAGGUGUAUAGUACCAAUGAUUCUGACAUUGCACUACUUUAUUCCAAUUGCUUAUGAUGGUCGUGUACUACUUGUGCUCUGGUAACCUUGUUGGUACAUUCUCUUGUUAACUUGCGUACAGCUAGCUGUGUACUGAUAUUUGUACACAUGACGAAAUCUAGAAAUAACUGUUCUGUUUCAUAAGGAUGACAGUAACUAUCCUAUCACUAGAAUUUGACCAUUCAACUUCGGAUAUACUCAUUUCUUCUUUUUAUGAUUCGAUUUACAACAUUUUAAGUUCGUUUCAUGAAGAUAGCGUUAAAUAUCUUUCACUAGAAUUCUAUUCAACUUGGGAUCAACCCAUUUUCUCCUUUUUCUGUCUUUGUUUUCCCCUUCUUUUUUAUUCCUAGCUUCAUCAUUGCCAACAAUGUGAGUCAUUAUUUCACUUGCUCAUCGUAUAAGUCCCAUUUUAUAAUCAAUGAAUCUCAAAGAAAAAUUCAGAGCCAGGAUCCUUAAGGGUGAUAUUUAGAACGAUUAGGUGGUUAUUUUGUGUGUUCCAUUUGUGUGAAGUUAUAUGGUAUAGUCUAAUGCUGAGCGCUUUAGCUGAAUGCAUUGUGGUUUCACGGUGUCAUUGUGCUUUCUUGCAGUCUUGCCAUCAGUUGGAAUUGGUUCUCUAUCUGCCCGGGAAGCUGAAGGAAGGGCAAAUGUCUCUUCUGCGGAUAAAGUAUAAUGUUCUUGAAAUUUUCCAGCCUUCUUUCGUUUGAAUUUUAUUAAUAUGUGUGAUUCCACUCUUCAGCUUAGUUAUAUACAUGAUAAUUGAUUAGUCCGAGGCAUUGCUUCCUUCAUAACUGUUUAGAAGUAUCUUUUCAUGUAAUUUCUGAUGUAUACACCGUAAUCUUUUUUGCCUCUCAAAUUAAACUCUCUCACACAGACAUGCUUUUCUCUUAUGUUUAAGUCGACCAACUAGUGCAUCAAAUGAAGGAGUUAGGGCAUUGAAAUUCAUUGGUCGAGUAGAGGCGUGGAAAAUUCAGUGGAUCAUCAUAUCAAAACCUAUAAUUCCUUGGAAAAUUUUGUAGAAUCACGUAGAUUACUUCAACAUAAAUUGAAAAGCAUGCACUAUCAACAAAAGUGUAUUGUUUGACAACAGUACAGGGGAAAGGAGGUCAGUGAAUCAGCAUAUUCUAACAUUUAGUCAAGGAUCGACGAAAGGAUAUUUGUGCUAAUUCCUAGCUUGUUUACUAUCUUGUUAAAUGGGCAGAGAGUAGUAGAGAUUUGUGAUGGAUCCUUUUGCCUUUUUUUUCCUUUUAAUCCAUUUGUUAGAAGUAGUACUCCUUUUAUUUUAAAUUUUUGGUGAAUUUUGUUUAACUUCAGGAAAAAAAAAGAAUCAUUCAGAUUUUUCAAAAUUUCUUUUCGGUUGUGAUAGUUACAGAUUGAAGUAUGUUUCUGACUGAUGUAGUUAUGUGGUUUACAAUGUAUCUCUAAAUCAUCUAACAUUUGAGUUCUCUGUUCUGUGAUCAUCCCACCGACUCCAUUCAUUCUGUAAAUCUUAUUUCUGGAAGAAGCAUGCAACAAAAUAUGAAAGCGAAUAAGAGAGUCGAAUGUUUCCAAACCACCUGUUUCUAUUGGUGAAUUGUUGGAUCUCUAGGGAGCCAAGAGUGGUGGAUUAUAGGAAUAUAGGUAUUUCACUUUUUUCGUAAUGUUAUCAUAGACUCUUAGUUGAAAGUAAGCAUUAGUAUUCGUGGAUCAACUAUGACUGUUGAUGCAUUGGCUCAUGUCUGGUAGCAAGUUGGCUUUGCUAACGUUGUGUUCAAUGGACUCUCAAAUGCUGUGUUGGAUUUCAGGAGGCCCAUAAAUUGCUUCAGCCAAUGGACAAGUCUUUUAAAACUAUGGCAAUGGAGUUUGCAGAGUAUCAGGUGUGGUCUUUGUUUUUUAUUGGUGGGAAAUAUGUUUUGAGUGUAUCAAGAAUUCAUUUUUAUCAUUGCAGUUUCUGCCAUUCUUAUUGUUCACUGGUUAUCAGGUCUGUGUGGAUAUCUUCAUCACUGCUCAGACAUAUGUAGACAUUGCCUCCAUCUCUGUUGUCCCUGGAACUACUGGCGGGCAGGUAUCCCCAAACAACUUGUAUUAUCACUAAUAUUGGUUGGUAGAUGCAAAUUUUCCUAGGAUCCAUGAUCUUGUAUUUCUUUGAAUUUUAAAGUUCAUCUAAUAGGAAGCUAAUGGAAGAUCUUCAAAUAGCAUAGCCUUCUAGUGCUCAUAAUUUCAUGGUGAGAAUGUUAAUGAUCGUUUGAUUUUCUCUGACGUAUCUGUCAGAGGGUAUGAUGUAGUACCGAUAUGUAAGUGUUUGUCUACGCUGGUAACUGUGUCAGCUGAAUACUACUCAAAUUUUGGUUGCAUGCCAACCUUAUUAUUUGUUGAUGGGAUAUCUUUACCUAAUUGAUCAUCAUCAGAUCUUCGGGACUUUUUUAAUGAGCUGUCUUCAUAUCUUCGAAAGACCUAGAGCAGGUGGUUGUUGAGUCAUGUUUGGUAGGAAGAAGACAUACACAGCUGCAGGUAGUUAAGGCUAGUUCCUUGAAUAGUUGCUUGGUGGGAAGAAAAGAUCUGUGUUAGUGAUGCAGCUGUGGCGUACUAUUGUCAUGAAUGUUUACUCAAUCAAUCUCUUGUAGGUGUAUUACUACUACCCAUUUUCUGCUGUUUCGGAUUCUACGAAGCUUUACAACGAUCUGAGGUGGAAUGUAACUAGGCCGCAAGGUUUUGAGGCUGUCAUGCGUGUAAGAUGCAGCCAGGUAACUUGCUUAAUUGUGUCUUAUCAUCAAAAUGUGAAAUGUAUACGAAUGAGGUUCUUUUUGUUUACUAGGUGACAACUAACUUGCCACUUUCCUGCAGGGUCUUCAAGUUCAAGAGUACUAUGGAAACUUCUGCAAGAGAAUUCCCACAGAUAUCGAUCUCCCUGGGGUUGGUCUUUCCGUGGCUUUGCAAGAUAAUUCAUUUUUAAAACCAUUGCAGAUCCGUUAACUUGAGAACAUUACUCAUGUUUGCAACAAUGUUUACUUCUCGUGACAAGUGACAUGAAAAACCGACAUAGCUGCAGAAAGUGACAGCUUUUAAAGAUCAAAGACGCAUGUCAUUGCUAACUUCUUAUGUAUCAAUGAAAAACUAAUUAGUUUAUCUGAUCUCGUCUAGUCAAAACAUGCAUGAUCCUUAGAGAUAACCAACCUUGUUAAACUUCACUUUUUUACUGUUUUUUUUUAAUAACGAGCAACCAUGCAGAGGGAUUUGAGGAAAGAAUGAGCUACAUUAUCCUGCUUUCUUUUAGCUGUAAUAUGUGCUCUUUGCGUAAGAGAAGGCAGACGACCCGAGAUUAUAGAAAAGUUUUGGGCCAAUUUUUGGUCCAAUAUUGGUCACAUUAGGUUGGACUUUCUGAUUUCUUACCUCUUGUUGAUUUGUCUCAUUGACCGGAUAGUUCAUUUGGCACUUGCAUCAGAUCUUUUAUCAGCAUUUGAAUCAACUGUGAAAUAUAUUCCCUCUACUGAUAUAUUUCGGGGGAUACCGCAGAUUGAUUGUGAUAAAACUAUAAUGGUCACUUUCAAGCACGAUGAUAAAUUUCAAGAGAAUACUGAAUGCGCUUUUCAGGUAUUUUUUUGGUGAAAUCAUUUUUAUUUUUUUAUUUUUUGCUUGGUCAAUAUCCCUACGUUAGCAUAGAAAUAGACUGCUAUAGAUACCAGAAAGGAAUAACAUAUCUUGAAAUAUUAUUUUUCCUUUCGCAGUGUGCCCUUCUUUAUACAACUGUUUAUGGGGAAAGAAGAAUUCGAGUCACAACUCUAUCACUUCCAUGCACAAGUAUGCUCAGUAAUCUAUUUCGGUCAGCUGAUCUGGAUACUCAGUUUACAUGCCUGUUAAAGCAAGGUAAAGUCACGUAUAGUAAUGUGUUUCGAUAUCCAUUUUUCUCAGAGAAAUCGUGUCCGUUUUAAUUUCCCACUUUGUUUUUUUAAAAUUAUGGAGAACCUUUAAUUAUUUUUUCCUUUUUUACUCCUUUCUAGCUGCCAAUGGAAUUCCAGUCAGCUCUCUCGCUCAGGUCCGGGAGCAGAUGACAAAUUUUUGCAUCAGUAUUCUGCACUCAUAUCGAAAAUUUUGUGCAACUGUGUCGUCAUCUGGUCAACUAAUCCUUCCAGAGGCCCUCAAGCUUUUACCCCUGUAUACGCUAGGUACAUGCUCACAAUCUAUGUUGUUUGGUAUUGCAUAUGACGGUUUAAUUUACUCAAUAUAAUUCGGAGAUUUCAUGAUUCUUAAAGCUAACCUAAUUUAUGAUUUAAACUAGUGCUGAUAUGCUUUGAAAUUGGGGAUCAUUGACUGUAAUCAGAAGAUGUUUUUUUUCAUACGGUGAUAAAUCUUUUAAUUCUUAUCCUUUGCUAAUAGCCGAAAAUGAGAGUAGCAGAUUGGUAGAAAACCUACACAAGAGUUGUUUUCCUUGUGUUUCGGUUAACAAUAAUAAUAACUACUAUAUACAUAUCUAGAUGCUGCUUUUGAUGUUGAUGGCAAAUGGGUUUCAAGUUUCCUUAUCUCUUUUAUAUUUUUUCCAGCUCUUGUUAAGAGCAUUGGGGUGCGUUCUGAUGGGAGACUAGACGACCGUUCCUACUGGGUUAGCCGUGUUUCAUCACUUUCAGUACCACUGGCAGCCCCUCUUGUUUAUCCUCGACUGUUUGCUGUUCACAGCUUAGAAACAAAGGUAUGAAGCUCUUCACUACCUGUUAUUUGACCAUAUUGUUAGUCAACGUGUAUGAACCUGCUACGACUGAUUUGGCAGGAAGAUGAUGGAUCCGCAAUUCCUCCUCCGAUUCCUCUUUCCAGUGAGCAUAUAGCAGAUGAUGGUAUCUAUCUCCUCGAAAAUGGGGAGGAUGCUUUGAUUUACGUUGGUAAUUCGGUGAAAACAGAGAUACUACAGCAAAUAUUUGGAGCUCCCUCUGUUGAUGGAAUUUCGACUCAGGUAUGUAUCUGUCGUUAUUUCAUUAUUAUUCUCUCUCUCUCUCUCUCUCUUUCUCUCUCUCUCUCUCUCUCUCUCUCUCUCUCUCCAACCUUUGAAAAACAAAGGGGGAAUGUGGGCAGUGAUGCCAAACAUUUCGCGUUGACAUCAUACUUUGACUUGUUUCGUGCAUUGGUAAAGCCUGCACCUCUCUUGUAUGACCACCCGCUCUUCUUUACAAUCCUUGACGAUCUUCCUUUUCUCGUCGCACAGUUUGUGUUGCAGCAGUAUGACAAUGAUCUAUCGAAGAGACUAAAUGACGCGGUAAACGAAGUAAGGCGCCAGAGAUGUUCCUACCUGCGGUAAUUGGCUUAUCUUUGUCUAUUGCUAAAAGUGGCGCCUUCUCACCAUCCUACAGUCAUUUAUGUCGUCAAGACUCAUGCAUGAUUUUUUUUUUCCCUUCUUGCAGCUUACGGAUCUGCAGGAAAGCCGAUCCAUCAGGUAAGCCACUUCUCCUUUCAGUCUUCCUCUGCGUGAGUUCUUAAGUAUCGUUGACUUGCCCAAAUACUCAACGAAUGUUUUGUCAACCGCCACUGUGAAUGAUGACACAGGUAUGCUGUUCUUCUCGUACAUGAUCGAAGACAAGAACCCCAGCGGUCUGUCCUACGUGGAGUUCCUCGUCCACGUUCAUCGGCAGAUCCAGACCAAGAUGGCGUGA
Molecule: messenger RNA, 14464 nt
Organism: Spirodela intermedia
Lineage: Eukaryota; Viridiplantae; Streptophyta; Magnoliopsida; Alismatales; Araceae
Source: the annotation of a GenBank genome assembly